Molecule: messenger RNA, 357 nt
Organism: Zymoseptoria tritici IPO323
Lineage: Eukaryota; Fungi; Ascomycota; Dothideomycetes; Mycosphaerellales; Mycosphaerellaceae
Exons: 2
Coding region: 1-357 (118 amino acids)
Source: RefSeq, a predicted model, not a curated record
AUGAAUGCUUUGGAAACGAUCGGCUGGUGGGACAAUCGAAGAUGCAUUCCCCUGGACGAUCAUGCCUUUGGCUGCCUAGCUGAAGUUGUGACCAAUGUCAAGCUCCCGAGUAGCACGCUGGUCCACAGCCAGCAAACACGCAAGGUCGCCACGGCCGUGGGCAGCGAACGACGAGGUACUCUGCUCUUUGAUCAAGGUCCGACCGAUCGUCUUCGAAUACGUCCUCCACCGGACAUGACAAAAAUCCUCGGAAAGACCAACUCUGGCAGUGUCGCCAAGUCCAUCGCACCUCGAGCACCCAAGAAGGCUACUAUUAAGAAGACCGCCGCGGAGAAGGCGGCACCAAAGAAGGCAUAA